GUUAUCCGUUGACUUGACUUCUCCCUCUCGUCCCUUCAAAGUCACUACGCCGAGUCGCCCGAGCUCCGGCAGGCCACUGGCAGGACACUCCGCCGUCCACUACUCGCUGGCGUCUCCGCCCCUUCUCCUCGGUGACUGGCUGGUGGCGCCUGUGCUUUGCUGCAUGGGAGUUGUAUUUCUCUAAUAAUCCGCUAGCCCCUCUGGCCGUACUGCCCGGCGGGGAUGAUGACUACAUGUCCCAGAGUGCCCGGGGGCCUUGCUCCGGGGCUCACAAGAGGGCUGGAACCUGGCGAGUGGGACAGCAGCAGCCACCCCGGCAAUCAGUAGCUGUCUUGGCCGAGCGGGUGACACUGCGCUCUCUGCCUUAUAAGGGGUGGAUCCGAUGUGAGGCUCGAGUGGCUGGAUUCUUUGCAAGCUCCGUAUCUAUUCUGGCGACAUUUGGCAGAGCAUGAAGCGGCGUAGGGUCGCCGUGGCCGCUGGCUUCUGCUUUUCUCUUUUCGUGGGCACUCUGGUGAAUUUACUCUUCGUCCCCGGAUUCGAGCAUCACCAGCAAGGACGCAGCCAGCGGCACAUCUCCCCAUCCGCGGCGACCGAGCUGCCAGUCUCCAAUCCGCGUGUGGAAUUGCACAGCCAAAUCCAGGAGCGCUACUACGAGGUUGUCCGGUACCAGCGUCACCGGGCGAACCCGACCCGCCUGCUGGAAGGGCGACGGCUGAUGGACCUGGCUCUGAGAAGCCCUGCAACGGACAGGUUGACGAUUCGGGAACAUGCUAGGGAGAUGACCACGCCGCUGGGAUGCAGGGACCUGGACAAGGUCACCAGCCUUCAGUACCUGGGCUCUGGCUACACCAAAGCCGUCUACAAAGCAUCUCUCAACGCGACGUUCUCUGUGGCUUUAAAGUCCGUAGACUUUGGGGGCCACGAUAUGGACAGCUGUGUGAGGAAGUACGCGUCUCCUAAAGACUGCUACAGACUGGCAUCCUACAAGAUCGUCAAGGAAAUGAUCCUCCUGCAGCGGCUGAAGCACCCUAACAUACUCAAGCUCUAUGGAUAUUGUUACCAGGAUAACAGUGACAUCAAGGACACCCUGACCACCAUAACUGAACUGGGAGCACCUCUGGAAAUGAUCCAGCUGCUGCAGACAUCUUGGGAGGAGCGCUUCAGGAUCUGUCUCAGCCUGGUCCGACUCCUGCAAUACCUGGCCCACUCCCCAUUGGGUUCGAUCGCCCUGCUGGAUUUCCGCCCACGGCAGUUUGUAGUUGUGGAUGGGGAGCUGAAGGUGACAGAUCUCGAUGAUGCCAGCGUAGAUGAGACCCUGUGUUCCUCAAGCGCAGAUUGUUUCAUGGAGUUCCCUGCACGAAACUUCACCCUGAACUGUUCCAGACAAGGCUACUGCCAGGGCAUGAAUGAGAAGAGGAACUUGUACAACGCUUACAGGUUCUUCUUUACGUACCUCUUGCCUCACAGUGCCCCUGCAUCCCUGAGACCGCUGCUGGACGAAAUCGUCAAUUCCACAGGAGAGUUGCGAUGGGGGAUUGACCAGACGCUUGCCCAGUUAGAGAAGGUCCUGACUUUGUACCAGAGUGGCCAGUAUCUGCGCAAUUCGACUCCUGAUGUGUCCCACUCAGAUUUCUUGCCAGUGACUGGUUCUGCCAUCGUUGGAGAGAAUUACCGCUGCUGGCCCUCCUACCACCACGAAGGUUGCCUUUUGUCUGUCUUUAAUGUUGGUGAAGCCAUUGCCAUCUGUGAGAGUCACCGCCAGUGUCGUGCAUUUGUGCUCACCAACCAGACCACGUGGACAGGUCGCCAGCUGGUCUUCUUCAAGUCGGGCUCGGCAAAACUGGCACCCGAUGCCAGUAAAGUGACAUUUCUCCGAGUGAAGUGAUUACCGCUCAACACCUACAGUGGCUGUGGGCCAUUUGUAAGGCGGCCUAGUACCGUCCUCCAUUAGAAGGAGCUGCGAUUGAUGGCAAUCUGUGGGGUCCAAGUGGGGCAAAUCAUCUUCUGCAGCCCCUGCUUUAAAGUAUUGGUACCCUGGAAGAGACAUUUUCACCCAGGAAUUGCUGCAGAGAUGUUUAUGCUGAACACAAAGCUCCUGAUUAGACAACUGCACUAAACUAAAAGCUGCCUUGGAUACCCGGACUGGACACAAUGGGUCAGACUGGGCAAAAGCACACUGACCACAAAUCAGACACCUGGAAUGGGCAGACCCUGAAAUUCUGGGAAAGAAGGACACAGAGAUGAAAAGGAAGAACGGCACACACCAUGGUGCCAGUCAAAAAACACACGCACACUGACCAUGAAGGUGUCUGAGCAGAGGAUGAAGCCACCAUGUUCUCAAAAACAUUGACUGGGAUAACAGGGUUAGUGAGAAACAUGUGGGACUUGAAGGUACCUUCAGGGUAGAAGCACAUACUGACCAGGGUAGGACUUGACGGGUUCAAACUGACCAGGACUGACCUCAAAGCAGUGGAUAGAUCAAAGCAAAUUGACCAUGACAAUCUGGAUGGCUGUCCCGGAGAAGACACCUUCCAUCCUCGGAUGCUUGCACUGGACCGGACGUGGCACAGAGUGUCCAGCUGCCUCUCUAUCUGCCAUGGCAGUUGCAGUGAAUGGUUUGCUUUCAGUGAAAGCUGUAAGGUUCAUGAAUGACCUCAACGUUACCCCAUGUGGACUUUUCUCAAACCGCUCUUUGUAAAAAGAUGAGAUUCCGUUUAUUUUUCUAUGAAUAUUAAAGAGCGUCACAUUGA
This is a messenger RNA of Erpetoichthys calabaricus (reedfish), 2750 nucleotides long. RefSeq names its product protein kinase domain containing, cytoplasmic a (gene pkdcca). Gene Ontology annotation, molecular function: non-membrane spanning protein tyrosine kinase activity; ATP binding. The transcript is spliced from 7 exons. Lineage: Eukaryota; Metazoa; Chordata; Cladistia; Polypteriformes; Polypteridae. The record is from RefSeq and is a predicted model, not a curated record. The coding region runs from base 449 to 1885 and encodes 478 amino acids. Gene Ontology annotation, biological process: protein phosphorylation.